Ilyonectria robusta is the source of this 1047-nucleotide messenger RNA. RefSeq lists its product as uncharacterized. The transcript is spliced from 5 exons. Gene Ontology annotation, biological process: mitochondrial tryptophanyl-tRNA aminoacylation. The record is from RefSeq and is a predicted model, not a curated record. Gene Ontology annotation, cellular component: mitochondrion; mitochondrial matrix. Lineage: Eukaryota; Fungi; Ascomycota; Sordariomycetes; Hypocreales; Nectriaceae. Gene Ontology annotation, molecular function: tryptophan-tRNA ligase activity; ATP binding. The coding region runs from base 1 to 1047 and encodes 348 amino acids.
AUGCAAAAACUGGUACGGCCGCGAGUCAUCUUCUCGGGGAUUCAGCCCACCGGCGUGCCGCACCUGGGAAACUACAUCGGGGCGCUACGCCAAUGGGUGCAGCUGCAGCACCAUGAAGAGCCCGAGACGAAGCUCAUCUACUCCGUCGUUGAUCUUCACGCCAUCACGAUGCCGCAGCCGCCCGACCAGCUACGCAAAUGCAAGCGCGAGGCGUUGGCGGCGUUGCUAGCCAUUGGCAUUGACCCGGAUCGCGCAACCCUCUUUUAUCAGUCUUCGGUUCCGGCGCAUUCAGAGCUGAUGUGGAUUCUCAGCUGCACGGCAUCUGUCGGGUAUCUCUCGAGAAUGACCCAGUGGAAGAGCAAGUUGAGCAUCGCCGAAGGGUCAACCUUUGAAGACCGAACCGUCGGCUCUCGUCUCAAGCUUGGUCUCUUCUCCUACCCAGUCUUGCAAGCUGCCGACAUUCUCAUCCACAGAGCGACACAUGUCCCUGUUGGCCAUGACCAGCGACAACACAUCGAGUUCGCCCGUGAGUGCGCAACCAACUUUAACCACACCUACGGCCAUCACCUCGUAAUGCCCGAUGUUCUCAAUCCCCCCAUCCACCGUAUCAUGUCCCUGACAGACCCGACAUCAAAAAUGUCGAAAUCACACAAGUCGGAGCGUUCCCGCAUACUCAUCACAGAUUCCGCCAAAGAUAUCAAGACAAAGUUAGGUUCUGCAUUGACUGACUCGAUACCUGGAGUUUCCUAUGACACUACCAACCGGCCGGGUAUCUCAAAUCUACUGGAUAUUCUAUCCAUUUUUGAUGCCCAAGGAAGAGGGCCUGGGCAAUUGGCCGAUGCGUAUAGCGACAUCAGCCCCAAGCAGCUCAAGGAGAUGGUUACCGAUGCUGUCAUCACCGGAUUAGAUGGCAUUCGUGAUCGCUAUCUCGAGCUUCUCGCAAAGGGUGACGCGCACCUUGACAAGAUCGAGGCAGAGGGCGCCUCAAAGGCACGAGAAAGUGCCGAAGAAACUAUGCAGUUAGUCAGAGCUGCCGUGGGGCUCUGA